AAAAUAACUAGACCACUGUACCGAGGACUAAAGCAGAAGAUCGACUAUGAUGUUCAAAAUUGUUGUUGCUUCCGCAGUUAUCUCCCUUGUUUUGUCAGCCAGUGUUGGUGAUCCUUUACUUCACAAGGACUGGGUUACGGAUAUACCAGUUGCAACAAAAGCAGAUGGACAUGCUGCAGGCAUUCAGAAAUACCAAGUAGCUAAUGCUGGCAUCUCACAAGCAGAGAAGCAAGCAAUUGUUGACAUUCACAACAAAUACAGGCGUAUGAUUGGACACAAUGCUACCAAUAUGAUGAAACUGUACUGGGACGACGAACUAGCAAAUACUGCUCAACAUCAUGCCGAACAGUGUCAGUUUGCACAUGACGAGCUUGUUAAUAGACGACCAUCAUCUAUGCCUGGUAUAUAUGUCGGACAGAACAUGUGCAUUGGGAGUAAAUCAUGGGAAGAUUGUGUAAAACAAUUUUAUGACGAAAAAGUUAACUUUGCAUAUGGUUUUGGAACAAAGACUCUUCGGUGGACUGACAUUGGACAUUUUACACAGUUGGCCAGUUGGCAUAUUACAAAAGUUGGAUGUGGGUAUGCUGAGUGUGUAGGACGUACAGAUAAAACAUCAAUGGUGUGCAAUUAUGCGUAUGGCCAAUACUAUGAAGAUAUCCAAAGACCUUACACGGCUGGUGUUAAGUGUGGGGAUUGCCCUGAUCACUGUGACAAUGGACUUUGUGAUUGUGGAGACACCACAUGUGAGAAUUUUGGAACCUUUGAUGUUAAAACAUGCACAUGCAAAUGUUUGCCAUAUUAUAGCGGAAAAUCUUGUGAACAAGUUACAUGUGCCAUACCAGAGCAUACCGCUUGUGUAAAACAGACAAUGAACGACUGCAAAACUGGUGUCAACAUUGCUGCAGAGUGUCCAAGAGCUUGUGGGAGAUGUCAUUAACGAAGAAAUGACUGGAAUUUACUGAAUUAAACAAUUACAACAAUUUUAUCAAACAUUUUGGGGGAAUUACUUUUGAAUAAUACUUAUUUAUGACUACUUUUAUGAUAAUGUUACUUUCGGUUUAUGCUCCAAAAUAGUCUAUUGAAGUUUAUGUUUUACUGAUUUUUAGUU
This is a messenger RNA of Mytilus trossulus (common blue mussel), 1108 nucleotides long. Its product is annotated as cysteine-rich venom protein TEL1-like. The coding region runs from base 47 to 937 and encodes 296 amino acids. The transcript has 10 exons. NCBI's taxonomy places the organism in Eukaryota, Metazoa, Mollusca, Bivalvia, Mytilida, Mytilidae. The record is from RefSeq and is a predicted model, not a curated record.